AUGUCAGACCUCAAAGAACCAGGAUUCAAGACUAGCGAUGUACUUUCUGCCCUCGCAGCUGUCUUCGAGAAGAUGCCAGAUAAGGAGAAACAAACGCAGAUCAAGAAGACUAACGGUAUCUUCCAACUCAACGUGAAGAAUUCCGAGGGUAAAGAAGCUGUCUGGGUUAUCGAUCUGAAGAAAGAUGGUACCGUGACCAAAGGACCCGCCAAGAAGCCAGAUGUCUCAAUCUCACUUAGUGAUGACACAUUCAUCGGCUUGGCGGACGGAAAAGUCAACGCUCAAAAAGCGUUUAUGACUGGAAGUUUGAAAGUCAAGGGUAAUGUCAUGCUUGCUACCAAACUCGAUGGGGUUUUGAAGGGUGCAAAAGCCAAGCUCUAA
Messenger RNA from Kwoniella botswanensis, 381 nucleotides. RefSeq lists its product as uncharacterized. NCBI's taxonomy places the organism in Eukaryota, Fungi, Basidiomycota, Tremellomycetes, Tremellales, Cryptococcaceae. Gene Ontology annotation, cellular component: cytosol. The coding region runs from base 1 to 381 and encodes 126 amino acids. The record is from RefSeq and is a predicted model, not a curated record. The transcript has 10 exons.